AUGCCCAACGGUUCCCCGACGCCUUGGUCGUACUUCUUCGUCAGGCUCCUGUUCAGGUUUGUCCUCAAGAUCUUCUACGGAACCAUCGUGGUGGAAAAUGCCCACGUAAUACCACCCAAAGGCAAACCCUGCAUUGUUUGCGCGAAUCAUAGCAACUCGCUCACGGAUGCACUACUCCUCGUUACUGCAAUCCCUUCUAGGGCAAGAAACCUCCUCCGACUCACCGCCAAAUCCACGCAGUUUGGCAAGAAGACCUUCACGAGCUGGCUAAUCGAAUCAGCCGGCACGGUGCCCAUCAAGCGACGCAAGGACUUCCCAGAUGGAGAAGCUGACAACACUCCGGUCAUGCUUAAGCUGAUGGAGGCUCUCGAAAAUGGAGACGCUGUCUGUCUGUUCCCAGAGGGAAUGAGCCGAUACCACCCGACCAUAGCACCGUUGAAGACAGGCGUGGCUCGUUUGGUGUCGGAUGUCCUCACCCGAAAUCGACAUAACCCGGACUUCGAGAUCUUCGUGCAGACAUGUUCGAUCACGUAUAUGCACAGGCAACAUUUUCGCUCAGACGUUCUGGUCACAUUCCACUCACCUAUGAGAUUCACGCCCAAGGACAACCCCGAGCUACUUGCGCCCAUCGACUACGACCGGAUUCGCGCGCUCACGGCACGGAUGCACCAGGAGAUCAGCUCGGGGACGCUCGACGCGCCUUCAUGGCGCACGAUUCGCAACGCCAAGCUCGCUGCACGCAUAUAUGCGCCUCUAGGCACGACCAUGAGCCUGGGCGAAUACGUGCGUGCAGUGCGCACUUUUCUCGAGGCAUUCAAGCUCGCCGAGCGACCCGUCAAUGAAAGCGGCAGUGAGGGUGAGAUCGUAAACAAGGAGGGAGUAGCCAGAGAAGAUGUCAGGAUCCAGCAGCUCGGUAAUGACCUGAAGGAAUACCAAGACCAGCUUGCGUACUGGGGCAUCAAGGACGACCGCAUUCGCAGGCCGCUCCCCACCCACAUCAUCAUCUACCGCCUCAUCGUGCGGCUCAGCUGGUCCGUGUUCCUGCUAACGAUUUCCAUUCCCGGGCUGCUCCUCUGGCUCCCCGUCUUCCUCACCACAUUCGUCGCUGUCUCGCGCUUCAAGCGCACCGGCCCCAUCUGGGACACCUGGGACGAAAUCGCGCAGUACAAGCUCAUAUACGGCCUCAUGUCCGGCCUCGGCGUCUGGAGCGGCUCAAUGCUGCUCACGCUGCCGAUCGCGCCGCUCACCGCCGUGUUCGUUCCUGCGGCGAUGUGGAUGUCUCUGCGCUGGCUUGAGGACGCGAUCUCCGCAUUCCGUGCCGUUGCGGUGCUCACGCGGCUGCUGCGAAUGGGGCAGGCACGCCUAUGGGAGCUGCACGCGCUGCGCGCACGGCUGCAUGAGCGCGUAAUGGAUCUGGCGGUGAACACCCUGGGACUCCCUCCAGACCCGGAGCAUUACUUCGCGCAGAGCGGGGGCAAGGAGAAGGGAAGGGUCAGGGGCCGCUGGGCAAGCAAGGCGAAGUACUUCUCCGUGCGCCGAAGGAGAAAGCGGGACUGGAAUGAAACGCUCAGACUUUACGACCAAGUGGACUAUCCCGAGGACGAGGAUUGA
Messenger RNA from Postia placenta MAD-698-R-SB12, 1611 nucleotides. RefSeq lists its product as hypothetical. The record is from RefSeq and is a predicted model, not a curated record. Gene Ontology annotation, molecular function: glycerol-3-phosphate O-acyltransferase activity; glycerone-phosphate O-acyltransferase activity. The transcript is spliced from 10 exons. Lineage: Eukaryota; Fungi; Basidiomycota; Agaricomycetes; Polyporales; Adustoporiaceae. Gene Ontology annotation, cellular component: endoplasmic reticulum membrane. Gene Ontology annotation, biological process: phospholipid biosynthetic process. Bases 1 to 1611 code for a protein of 536 amino acids.